AUGAGAGGAAGAAAACUUUAUACGUCCGAAUAUCUUUCAAGAGACAUGCUUGACGAAGAAUUCUUAGCAGUAUUUCGACAGUUUCGUCUUUUUCAAUUAAUGCUUGGUUCCUGUCGUGUUGAUGCUCGAUACAGAUUCGUGACGGCACCUACACGCAACCAAAAAUUGUAUACUACAUUCAUCGUUACAAUUAUUUUUAUAUCAUACUUAACAUUUCUAUAUCAUGCUUUGAACAGAUACGAAAACUAUUUCUACAAAGUUACUUCAACAAAUGCAAUCGCCCACUUCUUAUUCUAUUUUUGCAGCAUCAUUCAAUCUAGAUUCUUUUUAAAUAAUGAAAAUGUUAAUUUCUAUAUCAAAUUAUCGCAAAUAGAUAAAGUUCUUAAAGCUCAUUACAGUAAAGUUAUAACAAAUGUCAUCCAUAGAAUGAAUUGGAUUACACUUUUUACCUUGUUCCUUGUUAUAUGUUUUGUAAUAUUUUUAUUCACCAAUAAAGUUGCGAUGUUCAUGGUUACAACGUUUGAGUAUGUGCUUCUCGCCGUACAAAGCGAUGGUCCCAAUCGCCUAAACUUAGUUAUUUUGGCCAUACUGACAACAACAGAUACUUUUGGGCUAUUACUUCUUUGCCUGCGCUGUGAGGCCUUAGAAAGGGAUGUAAAGGAAGUUAAACUAAUAUCCAUUAAAGUCAUGUCAGUCUACCAUACUGGAACCUUGAGGGACAAAGCCAAGAAGAUAUAUAGAGCAGUAGAAGACACAUUCCCCCGGUUCUCUGUUUACGACAUGUGGGAGCUGGACGCGAGACUUUUCAUCAGAGUGUGCAACGUGGUCACCGGGUUCUUUGUCACUUUGCUUCAAUUUACAUAUCUGUAA
Messenger RNA from Amyelois transitella, 870 nucleotides. RefSeq lists its product as uncharacterized. Bases 1 to 870 code for a protein of 289 amino acids. NCBI's taxonomy places the organism in Eukaryota, Metazoa, Arthropoda, Insecta, Lepidoptera, Pyralidae. The record is from RefSeq and is a predicted model, not a curated record. The transcript has 4 exons.